CUAUCUCUGCGGCAUCAGCUUCUGUUAGUACGCCUAAUCCUACUGCUGCUGCUACGCGAUUUCAAUCAUCACCAGCUGUACCACUACUGCCACCAACGCCGUCUCCCCAUCCUUCUCCUUCCCUCGACAAAUUACAAUUGCCCAAGCAGGGCCAACCAAAGCAACGAGAAUACAAUACUCCAGAUGAUAUCUUGAAUUAUAGAGCCUUUAAGAAAUCCGUUCUCAACAAAUUGCAAUUGGAGCCAGGGAAGAUGUAUUCUGCAGUUAGCUUUUACGUAACCCCAAGGCCAGAGAGAAAAUGUGAAUGGCCGCAGAAUUUGUCAGUAGAAUUCAAUGGUCAGGAAUUAGGAAUAACAAAGAAAAUGAGAAUCGUAUUGGCUAACGGAACUCCAAGCUAUACCGGAAAAGAUAUGCCUUACGAUCUAACGCCUCAUAUUGUUGAAGGCAACAAUAUAUUAAGGUUUAGGCAAAACAUGCUAAUUCCGAGAAACUACCUAUUUUCUGUUUCUGUUUAUGAGCAAUACAGUGAAAACUAUAUCAAAGAAGUGGUUGCGAAUGCUACGAUUUCUAUUGACAAAAGUCAGCAAUUAAUCGACAAACUAUUAGGAAGUGGUUCAAACCAAAAUGAUGACGAUGAUGAUUUGGUCGUGAUACAGUCAUCUGUCAGGUUAAGCUUAAAAUGCCCUAUUACACUCAAGAGAAUUAAGCAACCUGUACGAGGUCGCAAUUGUAGACAUGUAGAUUGCUUUGAUUUCCUUGGUUAUAUUUUGAUCAAUAAGAUUGAAAAUGCAGCUUGGAAAUGCCCUCAUUGCAAUAACACAGUAGGACCUAAACAAUUAGCCAGGGAUUUAUUGAUGGAGUCUCUUUUGAAAGAAUUGCCAGGAAAUGUAAUAGAAAUUGAAUAUACCGAAAGCCACGAAAACUAUCAAAUAUCUAAAAUGGAAGAUAUUGAAUCGGACAAUGAGGACACAAAGGAUUCUAACGAUGACCAGGAACAUGAUAACAAACCUGACGAUAAGAGGAAUAUUGUGAAAAUAGCUUUACCGAAAGCAGUGGACGUGAUAGAUCUGAUAAGUGAUUCCGAAGAUGAAGAUGAUCGUAGACCCAAGGAUCAACCAGCCACUAAAAAACAAAAACGAUAUCGAAACAAAAGUUUUCGUCAAUGUUCCGGCUCUAAAGAACUCUAUGAUAUAUACCCAUAGUUUGCUAGCAUUCAUUAUUUCACAUGUUUUCUUUUACGAGUUUUCAAUAAAUAUAAAUAUAACAUCAGGAAAGGAUUUACUAUUGUCUAUCUGGCAUCUAAAAUGCAGUGAAAUAAGCAUCUAAUGUAUUUGUACUGCUAACAAACAAUUCAUUGUCCACUGACACUAGUAACUGAUAUGGGUAUAAGGAUAGCGGCUCAUAUUUAGUUUGAACCGUUGGUUUGCGGUCUUGAGUAUCGAUUUCAUUACUCUCUUCUUGAUCUGUGAAAGUAUAUGAUUUUUCCUGAAGUAGUAAGGAUAUAAGAAGUUAGCAUAUUGAUCAUUGAUUCUUAAACAACAGAACGUUACCGCUCUUAUAAUCGUCUGUUGAGAUGUACGAGCCGCAAAUCUGUAUAAAAUACGAAAUCCUUCCACUUUAAGCAGUUUGGAUUUAAUAGAGCGAAUCAGUGUCUUAACCGAAAUAAACUGUUAUA
This is a messenger RNA of Mycotypha africana, 1675 nucleotides long. Its product is annotated as MIZ/SP-RING zinc finger-domain-containing protein. Gene Ontology annotation, biological process: protein sumoylation. The transcript has 6 exons. The record is from RefSeq and is a predicted model, not a curated record. Lineage: Eukaryota; Fungi; Mucoromycota; Mucoromycetes; Mucorales; Mycotyphaceae. Gene Ontology annotation, molecular function: zinc ion binding; SUMO ligase activity. Bases 252 to 1202 code for a protein of 316 amino acids.